Messenger RNA from Betta splendens (Siamese fighting fish), 3114 nucleotides. RefSeq names its product TLC domain containing 3Bb (gene tlcd3bb). The coding region runs from base 519 to 1427 and encodes 302 amino acids. The transcript is spliced from 7 exons. NCBI's taxonomy places the organism in Eukaryota, Metazoa, Chordata, Actinopteri, Anabantiformes, Osphronemidae. Gene Ontology annotation, cellular component: membrane; endoplasmic reticulum. Gene Ontology annotation, biological process: ceramide biosynthetic process; lipid homeostasis. The record is from RefSeq and is a predicted model, not a curated record. Gene Ontology annotation, molecular function: sphingosine N-acyltransferase activity.
UCGUCAUGACACGAGCUGCCGCCCGGACCUAUCGCAACUAGCUGGCGCAGCAGUCCCAGCGUUGAGUCAAUGUUGCAUCUGCGAGGCAGCGGCGUCUCUGCUCUGCUGUUCGGAGGCAGCUGAGGUGACACGCAGCGGCCCCCCGACGUCGCCCGAACCAGAACCCGGACCCGGACCCGUGUCGUCGCUCCGCCGCCGUGUUCGAUCCGCCGCUCGCGAGGUGGUCGCCAAUGCCCCCAGUGAGCUGCCCUCGCACCGAUUUCGACCUGAGCUGCUGCAAGCUAGCGCUAGCUCGCUGCCGCUACGCUUCAGACGCUGAAGUGGCCACAUAAACAUGCGGAUCAUCGAGGCGGAGACCCCUGGGACAUCUUUAACGUCAAACGCUUCCUGCAGGACACGAGUUUCCACCGGCCGCUGACUGGACUCCGCAGAGCCUCUGUGGAGGGCAAAGAGCAACGGAUCACACGGACCAGAUUGCCUGCUGAACUUUUUGCCUGUCAGACAGAUCGCCAGAGACCAUGCUGAGCAUCCUAGCUGCUGGGUCUGUGUUCUUUCCGGGCCUUUUCCUGCUGUCCAAGCAAUGCCUGAAGUCCAUCCCUGCGCUGAGAUGGAGCGAGGGCGACGCAGUCAUCGUGUCUGCCAGGUUGGUCUCAUCAAUUCAGGCAGUCAUGGCUUCUUCAGCUGGAUACAUUAUUUCUUCUUCCUGCAAGGACAUCAUUGAGGACCAGCAUUGGUUGACUAGCUCCUACAUCCUGUUUGCUGUUCCCUACUUCGUGUAUGACAUCUACGCAAUGUUCAUGUGCUACUGGUACAAACUACGGGUCAAAGGACACGAGGAGGCUUCAGCAGCGCCGCAGCACAUGAGCUCUGCUCUGAAGAGCUACCUGCGUCGCGAGUUCCUCAUGGUGCUGCACCACGUUGUCAUGGUCACCGUCUGCUUCCCCGUUUCUGUGUUUUGGCGACAAGGGAGGGGAGAUUAUUUCCAAGGUGUAAUGUUCAUGGCUGAGCUCAGCACUCCAUCCGUCUGCUUAGGAAAAAUCCUCAUCCAGUACAAACAGCAACACACUCUCCUGCACAAAGUGAAUGGGGCUCUUAUGCUGAUCACUUUUUUCAUCUGUCGAGUCCUCCUCUUCCCUUACCUCUACUACGUCUAUGGAAGGUAUGCGUCCAUUCCCUUCCACAUGGUCCCUUUCUCGGUGCCCUGGCACUGUAACCUUGGAGCUGCUCUGCUCAUGGCGCCCCAGCUCUAUUGGUUCUCUCUAAUUUGCAGAGGCGCCCUGCGGCUAUUUCUGGGCACCUCCCGCUCACAGCGGCCGCGCCCGGCCACAGACGCACCAAAACAACCCCUGGCUGACGGCAACACCCUGCCCCAGCCCGCCAACGGCUACAGCACGCGCUCCACAGAGCCAGAGCUGACCACUCACUGAGAGGAGUGGAGCGCGAGGAGGGAAGGAAGGCGAAUGUACCAAUAAGUAUGUAAAGGAAGUUUUGAGGGAAAAGUGAGACUUGAAGUAGUAGCAAUAUGAAGGAAACUACAGACAAUUGCCUCAAAUAGAGCUGAAGUCUUUGUAGCCAACAGUCAAACUUUCACAGCUUAAUGGUUUGGUUGCUGGCCUUCAGUGUUUCAGCUUCAGUAUUUAAAGAUGUCAUCAGGCACUGUGACAGGUAAGAACAUGCACUGACCUGAGAGGAAUUCGCCUGGAUUUAUAGCAAGUAUAGGUUGCUACUUUCCUCAUGUAGAUCAAAUUCAGUCCUCUCUGCCUCGCAGUAUAGGAAGAGCAGGAAUAUAGGAAUGUAUUAUAUUGUAUGUUAGUACAUUUGCUGUAGUUGAAAGGCCUGAUUCAGUUUAGUGAUGAUGAAGACCUUCAAAAAAGAAAAAAAAUCCUGGCUAAGCAGUAUUUUGACUUGUUAGUGUUUAUUAUCUGUAUCCUCUAUGUAGUCACUGUCAUUCUAACAAAAUGUAACCAACCUACAGACUGACUCAUCAUUAGAAGGGAGAUAAUUUCAUGAGACUGUAUUCUGCUGCCUUAUCCCUUUUCCCCCUUCUUUGCAACUUCGUUAUUUAUUUUUUUAAUCCUCAUAGGAGAAGGAAGACGUUUCCCUUGGACAGAAAAAUGUCACAGGUGUACAUAGCCGAUGUAUAAUUAUCCUUAUUUCUAUGUCAGUAUUAGGUCAAUUAUCAUUUUUUAAGGUUCUGUCUCAUUUCAGUAUCUGAUGUUUCUGCAGGUAUUUUUGGACAAUGACACUUUAGCAUUGAAACGAAGCAUUUCACAGUUUUACAGCUUAAUGUAAACAGAACCCAUUAAUGUUUUGGCAGUGCUUGUUUUAGCGUAGAUAUUACUUCAUUCCAUUUACUGGUAUCACAAAGUGUUUUUUUUGCAUUUUCCUUCCAGGGAAGUGAUGCACAGUAGCAGUCACUUUAAGCUGAAAAUACAUGUGUGUGGUGUUCUUUUGUGUUAAGUAUCCGUUUGAUUGGCUGAAACACUGAUCUGUGAGAUUUGGUUUUGGUUUUAGCUUUGAUGCAGCACUAGGAAGCGUUUUAAAGGGAAACAAAAUUCAAAAUGAACCUUUUAGUAGUAAUAUUCCUUUUGUAAUUGACAUCAAGCACAUUUGUCCAUGGCAACUUAUUUAGAUGUUGCUUGUUUAUUUAACUUAAUUGAAAUUACGCUUAUUUAUUUUGAACAUUAUAUGACUUGCUCAAAUCACUGAGCCACUGGUUCUGUGAACCUCCUAUUUAAACUGGCUUGUAUUCCCAUUUUAUGUAUGUAAUUAUACUGUCCUGGAAAAAAAACUAAUCCAAGCUCAGAAACCAUCAGGCAGGGCAGCGUGUACCAAAACCUCUGGACAACUGUGGGCAUGUUGAACAUAGAACAUCCAUUCCUCUGUUCCAUGGAUUUGUAAGGUACUGCUUCUUGACAAUACUAAAACAUUUCAACUGAUGUACUGUAUAUUCCACAAAAUGCUUGUUAUUUAUUUGUAAGUAUUUAUUUAUUUAUUUGGUUUGUGGUUUUGAAUGCAUACUUAUGCAUACAUAUUAUACUCUAUGCUUCUGAGCCUUAUGUGAAGGCUGUAUUGUUACUCGAACUUAGCUAAAAUAUACUUCUCUGUCCUGAA